Molecule: messenger RNA, 2343 nt
Organism: Syzygium oleosum
Lineage: Eukaryota; Viridiplantae; Streptophyta; Magnoliopsida; Myrtales; Myrtaceae
Product: pentatricopeptide repeat-containing protein At5g14080-like
Exons: 3
Coding region: 1-2124 (707 amino acids)
Molecular function (GO): protein binding
Source: RefSeq, a predicted model, not a curated record
AUGGCCUCCGGAGCCCUAGAGGCCGCGGAGCCCGAAGGGGCGGCGGCUCCUCCCCCCGUCGAGGGCAAGGAGGAGGAGCUCCCCGAGAAAUCAGAGGUGGAGGAGGCAGAUCAAGAGGACCGAGAGAUCGCCGCUCCGGAGGAGGAGGAGGCCGAGGCUUCCGACGAGGAGGCCUCGGCCGAAGAUGACGACGGGGACGACGACGCCCCCCCGAAAGGGAAGGAGAGCGAGGAGAAUCCGAAAGGAGGGAGCUCCGUGGAGAAACAGGCCUCCAGCCACACCGUCUCGGCGCGCACAUGGACGGAGCAAGCUCUCCACCGUCUCGGCUGCCGCGACCUGCUCACCCCUCAGCUCGUCGCCCGCGUGAUCGACCCUUUCCUGAUCCCCCACCUCUCGCUCGCCCUCGGCUUCUUCGACUGGGCCUCCCAGCAGCCCGGCUUCGCUCACGACCCCCUCACGUACCGCUCCGUCCUCAAGUCCCUCUCCGCUUCCCGACAGUCCAACGCCGUCGAGGCCCUGUUGAAGCGGGUCAGGGCCCGCGGGAUCAGCCUCGACGCCUCGGCAUACGGGCACGUCAUCGCCUGUUUCGUCAGGAACAAGAGGACCCACGACGGGUUUUUGGUUUUCAGCGAGAUUGGUUCGUUAGUUGGGGACGUUGGGCCCGACGUGUGUAACUUGCUUCUGGCUGCCCUCGCGUCUGAUGGGUAUAUCGAUAAUGCAAGGAAGGUGUUCGAUGAAAUGAUGCAGUGGGGUGUUCGUUUGAGCACUUUGGGAUUGGGCGUGUUCUUGUGGAAGUUUUGUGGUAAUGGGGAAAUUUCCGAGGUUCUGAGCGCGUUAGAUGAAGUUAGGAGGCGUAAUGCAGGGAUUAACGGGUCAGUUAUUGCCGUUUUGGUAGUUCAUGGUCUUUGUCAAGCUUCAAGGGUAUCAGAGGCUCUUUGGGUGCUGGACGAGCUGAGAAGUAGAAGCUGCAAACCUGAUUUUAUGGCGUAUAGAAUUGUUGCGGAAGCUUUUCGAGAAAUGGGUGAUGUGGUGCAGAAAGAGAGAGUUUUGAAGUUGAAGCGGAAGUUAGGAGUAGCUCCGAGGGCGAAUGACUAUAAAGAGUUUUUAUUUACUCUGAUUUCUGAAAGACUAAUGAAGGAAGCCUCAGAGUUGGGUGAAGUCAUCGUUAGUGGGGACUUUCCCCUGGAGGAUGAUAUCCUCAAUGCAUUGAUCGGAACAAUCUCAGCUGAUGAUCCCCAAUCAGCUAUCGCCUUCUUUAGGUUCAUGAUUAAGAAGGGAAAGUUCCCGACCCUUUUGACAUUGAGCAAUUUGUGUAGGAACUUAUGCAAGCACAACCAAACUGAUGUACUGAUGCAGGUGUAUCAAGUCUUGGAUUCUGGUGGUUAUUUUGCUGAUGCGGAGAGUUACACUGUGAUGGUCUCAUUUUUAUGCAGGGCUGGAAAAGUAAGAGAAACUUAUGGAAUCCUUCAGGUGAUGAAGAAGAAAGGGUUGGGCCCAGAUGUGGUUGGCUAUAAUUCUGUUCUGGAAGCAUGUUGUUGGGAAGAUCUUAUACGUCCAGCAAAAAGGCUGUGGGAUGAGAUGUUUUCAAGUGGGUAUUCUGGAGAUUUUAGAACAUAUACUAUCUUGAUCAAGAAGUUCUCUGAAAUAGGGCAAGUUGAAGAGGCGAGGAGGCUGUUUUACCACAUGUUGGAGAACGGGUUGGAACCAGAUUCCUCAAUCUACAAAUCUCUCAUAGAAGGGCUUUGUCAAGAAGCAAACUUUGAAGUUGCCUUUAAUAUUUUCGAUAAGUGUAUUGAACAGGAUCCAACUCUUGCCAGUAGUGUCCUCAGUGCAUUCAUCCUGUGUCUCUGCAGAAAAGGUGAUUUUGUUACCGCUUCAAAGUUGCUCCAACGUUUCAAUUGUGAUUUGGGCAAUUUAGACUCCCUUGUCACUUUCCUGAAAUACUUAAAUGAUGCGGACGAGGUGAGACUUGCCCUUGAACACAUGAAAUGGAUUAGGGAAAACUCUUCUCUGAUGAUGAAUCGUAUUUCAUCAGAACUUGUAUUCCUAGUUUCUUCUGCGUCUAAAUCGGAACCAAUCUUGAACUGGCUUGACAUGGAGAAAGUUAGAAGGUUUGGCUGCUAGACUUGGUGGAGCCAAGAACAUAUUCUGUGAACUUUUUUCUGAUAACAAGGCUGAUAACGCCUUUUGGUUGGAUAGUUCCUCAAUUGAGAAAGUCUGUCUUGAAGAGGAAGAAUGCACCUUUCAGUUUGGUUCUUUAUUUUUAUCAUUCUUGUGGAAAAUGUAGAUGAAUGUAUUUCAUUUUCAUAUUAUUAUAAUAUUUUGAUGUUAUUAAGUGCUUAA